AUGCCUGGUAAGCCAAAUACUAAAAGAGUUAGAGAUGUGAGUGAAAAGAGUGGAAAGCAUAGAGUUUCUAAGAAGGGUAAGAAGAUAUCAUGUAGUUUGUGCAAAGUGGAAGGACAUAAUAAGAAGACAUGCCCAAAUGUUGAUAGGUCAAGACCAAACAAGUUACCAACUAGGGUUAACACGACUAAGGCACCAAAGGGUGAAAAUGUGAAGAAAAGGAAUGCAAAAGUCGCAACUGGUAGUAGGACAGGAAUGGAUGGUGGAUAUACACAUGGUAAUAGGGUUAAGAGGACUAAGACAACAAAGGGUGAAAAUGUGAAGAAAAAGACUGCAGAAGAGGCGAGUGGAAGUAGGAUAGGAAUGGAAUGUGAGGAUAGACAAGGUACUAGGGAAAGUGGGACUACACAAGUGACAAGGGAGAGGGGUAAUGUUGUAAUUCCCCGGUUUAAGAGGAUGAAAAAUAGUGAAAGGAUCAUCAAGAAAAAAUUGGCAACCCAAGUUAUAGGAAAGGAUGGAGAGGGUAGCACUUCAGAAAAACCAGUCAACUUAAUGUAG
Lactuca saligna is the source of this 555-nucleotide messenger RNA. The record is from the annotation of a GenBank genome assembly. Lineage: Eukaryota; Viridiplantae; Streptophyta; Magnoliopsida; Asterales; Asteraceae.